AUGAGGAGAUACAUCACGGCGUCCCUCGUCCUAGGGGCAAGCCUCGUGCAAUGUGCUGUCAACCUUGACGGUAACCAGGUCGUCGAACCUGUGGGCGAAGACGACCCCUCUCCCAUCGGCGACAUCAAGACAUACGAGCCGGACCAGCACGACUGCCCACUUCCUUGUGCACACCUUGAAAAUGUGCACACUUGGAUCACCUACUUCUCAGUCGACCGGCUCCGGCGAUGCCAGCAGCCUAUGCUGCUGCAGUUCUCGCCCACGCAGCCGCUGGACGAUCCGGCCACCACCGUGCUCAUCCGUGGCUGCACAUUCGGCGGCGCCGACGGCGGGGAGCCCAUCACCAUGGGGAACCCGAAGAAUUCUGACACCCUGUUCCAGUCUUCUCUGGACCAAGCUCCCGCGUGCAUGGUCUCAGGCGAGCAGGUCAUCAAGACUCUGCCGGUUGCGAGCACCAGCAGUGCCGACGGCGACGGAGCCAGCAACGUGGGCGAUGUGAAGCGUCUACUUGAGGCCAUGGGCGCCUACUUCAACGCGACUGAUAACUGUGACGAGAAGUUCCUGUUCGGCUACUACAAGCAGACCGUCGCGGGGAUUUACAUCGGAUCCGGCCUGGGCAAGGGCACUGUCGGUCCAGCCAUCGAUGCUCUGGCCGGACGCUUGCAGGCUGACGGUCGUGUGCCCAACCGCUUGGUCACGCAGCUCUGCGAGAGCGACGAGCCAUCAGGCGUGUUUGGUAUCGCCGUGGAUAACAUGGGCAACCUCGCCGCUGUCCAACAGACGGCUGCAGACUGGCACGCUGGAAAGUGCGCCGCCGGUGCCAACCUUGUGCCGUCGGGUGAGCUCAAGGGGGUGGCCGUCUUGGACAUUAUAAGUGCGACCGGGCUCAACGAUACUCUGAGCAACAAUGGAACAUUAUUCGGCAACGCCACACUGGCCACGCGGCGCAGGAGAAGCACGACGGCGCAGCUGCCUCACAAGAAGCUACACUCGCGUGCCUUUUGCUCCUACAUCCAGGUGCAGUCCGGCGACACAUGCACAACGCUCGCGUCUAGAUGCGGCAUCAGGGGCUCCCAUUUCACGACGUACAACCCAAAGAUAGACUGCGCAAACCCAAACGCCCUACAGCCAAACCAGUAUGUCUGCUGCUCGGCCGGCGACUCAGGGGGGUGGAAACCCGUUCCGGGCGAUGACGGGACGUGUGCCACACAUCUCAUCGCGUCUGGCGAUACGUGCCAAUCCCUGGCCCUUCAGUACGGCCUGACAGUGGACGAGAUCGAAGGCUUCAACAAGGGCAAGACGUGGGCGUGGACCGAGUGCAAGGACAUGCUGAUAAGCUACAACAUGUGUCUGAGCUCCGGCAACGCGCCUUUGCCGCCGCCGCAGGAGGGAGCGGCGUGCGGGCCGCUGGUGCCGGGGACCCUACAGCUGACCGACGGCACGUCUAUAGCGGACCUGAACCCGUGUCCCCUCAAGGCUUGCUGUAGUAACUGGGGCUUCUGCGGACCGUUCCCGGAGCACUGCGACAUACACGCGCCGGAGGGCGGCGGGCCGGGCACCAAGCUGCCCGGCUUCCAGAGCACGUGUAUCUCCAACUGCGGCAACGAGAUCAAGCAGAACUCGGGCCCGCCGGCCAGCUUCUCCCGUGUGGGCUACUAUGAGUCGUGGAACAUGAACCGUGACUGCCUCUGGCUACGUGCCGAGAAGGCCAACACCGACGGCACUUAUACCCACAUGCACUGGGGUUUCGCCGAGAUCGACCCAAACACGUGGAAGCCUGUCAUCACCGAUCCGCACGGUCAGUGGGACGCAUUCAAGAAGCUGGACCUCAAACGCAUUGUGUCGUUCGGUGGCUGGGCCUACUCGACCGAGCCGGCCACGUACAACAUCAUCCGCCGCGCCAUCAUCGACAACCGCGAGACUUUUACAACAAAUCUUGCCCAAUUCGCCAAGGACGAGGGAAUCGAUGGCAUCGAUAUUGACUGGGAGUACCCGGGCGCUCCCGACAUCAUGGUCGACGGGCAGCCCAUCGGGCAGGCCGGGGACGGUGUGGCGUACCUGCGGUUCCUGACUUCGCUGAAGCAGAAGCUUGGCACCGAAAAGUCGGUUUCCAUCGCGGCUCCUGCGUCCUACUGGUAUCUCAAAGCCUUUCCCAUUGACCGCAUCUCGGCCGUCAUCGACUAUAUCGUAUACAUGACGUACGACCUACACGGCCAGUGGGACUAUGGCAACCCCAACGCCUUCGACUCGUGCCCGUCCGGCAAGUGUAUCCGUAGCCACGUCAACCUAACCGAGACGCGCAACACGCUGUCCAUCAUAACCAAGGCAGGCGUCGCGAAUAACAAGAUCAUGGUCGGCGAGGCCAGCUACGGCCGCUCGUUCCGCAUGGCUGUGGAUGGCUGUUGGGGCCCCCUGUGUGAUUUCACAGGGACACGCAUAGAGUCAGAUGCGAACCCCGGCCGAUGUACAGCGACUAAGGGAUAUAUCUCCUUUGCUGAGAUCAACGAAAUCAUCACGCAGGGGUCGUACUCGCAAAUGUUCCACGACGGUGACUCCAAUACGGACGUCAUGCUGUACAAGGGCGACUACGUCAGCUACAUGACGCCCGCGACGAAGCUGACGCGGCGCGAUGACUGGAAGACGCUGAACUUUGGUGGAAGCAUUGACUGGGCCGUCGAUCUACAGACGUUCGGUGACGAUGACAUGAAAGUUCCGCUGGACCGCGGCGGCGACACGGGAGAUGAGGGCUGUGUGUCGGGCGAGGACAGGUCUACAAACUCGGGCGACCUGUGUGAGUUUACCUGUUCCCUCGGCUUGUGUCCGGACUCGCUGUGUAUUUGCGUCACGAGGGGCGAAAUGCUGCCAAUUCCAGCGGAGAACCCAGUCCAGGGAGACAUAAUCGCCUGGGACGACACUGAUGUCGACCUGAACCGGCUGUGCCGCUUCGCCUGCUCGCACGGCUACUGCCCGUCCGAGGUGUGCACGACGGCCGUGGUCGACGAGGACGAGGAUGGCGGCGUCAUCGAGGUCGGCUGGAGCCCCGAGAACCCAAACUACUUCAACUACACUGAAGCGCGGCUCGCCAACGCCAAUAGGUGCCUCAUCUACCAGAAUCCCAAACUGAGAGACGAGGCCCAGUUCCAAUGCUACUCUUACUGCAAGUCACAGCUCGACGAGGCCAAGGAGGAGGGUCGAACCUCCAACUACGGUUGCAUUGGCUUCUUCGCGACCAAGGACUAUCCCAAUGGCAUUCCCUGGGACAAGUACCCGGGAACGUCGUACUAUGUCGCGCCCGGCACCUGCUCUUGCGACAACUACCUGAUCAAUGAGAUCGCGGAUACGGUGCUGGAGGCUAUGCCCAUCAUCGCCCAGAUUAGCUGCUAUAUCCUCAUGUCGUCACUGAAGCUGGUGCUGGACGUGGGCGCCAGCCUGAUUCCGGGCGUGGGCAAGAUUCUGGAUGCUGGACUCGACAUGGCCACCACGGCAGCGCAGAUGGCCGCAUACCUGUAUCCCGAGGAGGAAGACCCCGAGGGUGCCUUCUCCUGGUGGCUCAGCCCGUGCGGCGGGACGGAAUUGGUGCCGGACGAGAUCAAGGAGAUCUUUGGCAUCCUCAGCUCCGUCGCAGACGGAGUUUCGAGCUUCAAGAAGCCCAAGACGUCCAAGGGCAGCGGCAAGAAGGGCGACGAGGCAAACCCUACCGACCGGUCCAAGCCCAAGCAAGGCACGGGCAGCGGCGCCAACGGUCUGGGUAAGACGCAGCCUGGCAGCGGUGGCAUCCGCAAGAGGUGCAACAUCCCCAAGUCGCAGUCGACGCUGCGGCUGGGAGCGGCCAAGAACACCAUGCGCCGCCAGUCGUGCGUGGCCAGCAAGACUCAAAAGGAGGAGCUCAUCAUCACGUCGCUGACCUACGGCGCCCGCGCAACCCAGGUGAAAGCCACCUGCAGCGCCGCCUGGUCGCAAGCCUGCUACCACUACAGCAGCGUCAUCCGCAACAACCAGGCCUGGGCCACCCUGACGUGCCCGCAGGCGGCCGCCACCACGGCCCAUCGCCAGGACGCCCAGGCCACGGCCACCUGGAGCAGCCAGCACCGCGGCUCCGGCUGGACCUCGAACCGGAACCGCCAGUGGAAGGCCUGCGACCGCGACGAGUAUCCACCGGCCUACCUUCUCGACGCCAGCAGCCCCGCCAUCAUCAACUCGGGCGUCGACCGUACCGGCCAGCUAGUGCGCUACAUCCCGGACAAGGACAACCGCAAGGCGGGACAGAUGUGGAAGGGCGCCUGCUUCGCCAGCACCCUCAAGGAGCUGUCCGACGCAAACUUUGACUCGGCCAUCAGCCGCGCCCCGGCGAGCGCAAAGCACAUUAGCCGGCCCAACUCCCAGCUGCUGCGGACGUAUGUGGCCGUCGGCGUCAACACCCACCCCGAGUUCACCAUCGCGUCGUACGGACACUCUGGCAACCCGCCGGCCAACGACGGCCUCGGCGAUAAUAAGUGCUGGCCUAGCGGCAUCGCCGCCAACGACCCGGGCUUCUCUCUGUUGACGUACGAUGCUUACUAUGAUACGCACCCCAUGCCGUACCGGUAUGAUCAGGCGUACGUGCAGGGCGCUAACGGGUCGUGA
Molecule: messenger RNA, 4623 nt
Organism: Colletotrichum godetiae
Lineage: Eukaryota; Fungi; Ascomycota; Sordariomycetes; Glomerellales; Glomerellaceae
Product: glycoside hydrolase family 18 protein
Exons: 2
Coding region: 1-4623 (1540 amino acids)
Biological process (GO): carbohydrate metabolic process
Molecular function (GO): hydrolase activity, hydrolyzing O-glycosyl compounds; chitin binding
Source: RefSeq, a predicted model, not a curated record